Messenger RNA from Sordaria macrospora k-hell, 1431 nucleotides. RefSeq lists its product as uncharacterized. Gene Ontology annotation, molecular function: metal ion binding. The record is from RefSeq and is a predicted model, not a curated record. Lineage: Eukaryota; Fungi; Ascomycota; Sordariomycetes; Sordariales; Sordariaceae. Gene Ontology annotation, cellular component: nucleus.
AUGACAAUGUCCCCCGAGGAUCAGGAGCUGAUGGAAAAGAUCGCGCGUGUGGCCGGUCAGAUCAACCAGCACAAAAACCAACAAGCAGGCCUUGUUCCGCCGCAGAGCAGCCACGCACCGCCGCAUCAUCGUACGUCCGUCGGGUCUCGAAACAGCAACCGAGCUGGUAUUGACGGUCGUGAAGACUCAGGUUAUUCUGGAAGCUGGCGUCAUCAAAGAGGAGGCUACCCAUACCCACCAACUCGCGGCCAUUUCACCAAGCCUGUCCACCGUCAUAGGACCUUGGUGUUGAAUGGCGCGUCUCAACAAGGUAAAGCCGGUCAGCCUAGCUCGGGCGCCACGUCGGACUCGUCCACGUCGUCCUGGGUAGCAAAGAACGACCGUCACCGUCAAAUCAUCAACUCGUCCAUCUAUCAGAAGGAAGCCCAGGCUCGCACUCGUGCCAUCGAGCAAACCCUGCGCCAGAAGCAACAGCAGAGAGAUGAUCUGGAACGGACCAAGUUGAUCAACCAUCUACACCGUGCUGGCAAUCGCUCGGCAGCGAUGCCUAACCAGUAUGAACUAACGGUGCAGGGUAUACGUUUUGCCGUCACGAAGAACGGAAGCAAACUCGUCAAGAUUCCCGGUGCGUCGAGACCGCCGUCGCAAGCGCUGGCUGUGCCCAAUACUCACCCUUUCACAGGCGAUCUCAACUCGGGGCCGACCCCGAAAAUGGCCAUCGUAGGCGGUGUCAAGUUCUACCGCAGUAAAAACGGGAACUUGUACCGCCAUGGCAUUGUUAAAGCGCAGCGGUAUGUGGCCCGGUCCCCUUUGAAUCAUCCGCUAACUUGUUAUAGUCAAUCCAGCGCUGUGAAGAAGGUCAACGUGCCUUGCCGCAACUUCUCCAUGACCGGUUCAUGCACCAAAGGCCCCCGGUGCCGAUACAUCCACGACCCGGCCAAGGUUGCCGUUUGCAAGGACUUUCUCCAGCAAGGGGAAUGCGUCAACGGUGACUCUUGCGAUCUCUCGCACGAACUCUCCGCUGAACGCAUCCCCACUUGCUUGCACUUCAUCAAGGACAGUUGCACUAAACCUGAUUGCAAAUUCACUCACGCAAAAGUGUCUCCAGCUGCCCCGGUCUGCCGAGAGUUUGGACUCUACGGCUACUGCGAGAAGGGUGCAAGCUGCACUGACCGCCAUGUUUUCGAAUGUCCCGACUUCAGCAACACUGGCGUGUGUAAUACCAAGGGUUGUAAAUUACCGCAUAGGGAAAGGGCGAGCGUCUUGCGCAGAGCUAAUGCCCGCGACGACGCUGAGAUGGAGGAUCUUUCCAGCGACGAUGAAUCGGUCGAUAGCGAUGAUGUCGACUCAGACGAGGUUGACGAGUUUGUUGGCCAGGACGACGAUCCCGACUUGGAUUUCGCCGAGCAAAAGGACUUCAUCCAGUUUUGA